Phaedon cochleariae (mustard beetle) is the source of this 1554-nucleotide messenger RNA. The record is from the annotation of a GenBank genome assembly. Lineage: Eukaryota; Metazoa; Arthropoda; Insecta; Coleoptera; Chrysomelidae.
AUGUCUCAAUUCAAGUUUUGGAACGACGUGAAUAGUCUAUUGACAAUGGAUGGACCCGUAGCUGGUCCAGCACCUAGAUGGCAAAAGAAGAAAGAAUCUAGUUCAUCAAAUAAUAGUUCCAUUAACUCCUCAAAGCUGAGAUCCUUGUCAUCUUCAGCUCUAAAUUUGACAAAAACUCCAGUGAAGAGUGGAGAUAAUGAUUUUCAGAAGAAUAAAACACCUUCAAAAACUCCCAAAAGGUCUUCAAAGACUCCAACACCUAACAAAUCUUCAAGAACACCAGGGGGAGAUCGUUUUAUACCAUCAAGAAGUACCACCAAUUUUGACUUAGCUCAUUAUAAACUGACACAAGAUGAGAAUAAUCAAAUUGAUAGCCCAUCACAUAAAGAAUUCAAAAGAGUUAUGUCCGAGAAUUUACAUGGUGUUGAUAUUACUAAUCAGCAUAUUCUUUCAUAUAAGAAUAAAGCUCCAUCAGCACCUGAAGGGUUUCAGAACCCUAUGAGGGUAAUUUACACCCAAACUAAGACACCUGCUUCAGUAAAAAGCAGUAGAUAUAUUCCUCAAGCCCCAGAUAGAAUUUUGGAUGCUCCUGACAUUGUGGAUGACUAUUACUUGAAUUUGAUUGACUGGAGUUCUACUAAUAUAUUAGCUGCAGCCUUGGGAGCACAUGUAUAUUUAUGGAAUGCAGGAACAGGAAAUAUAGAACAAUUGUUGGAAUUGGAAGGUAAUGAUUAUGUUUGUUCCCUUGCUUGGAUUCAAGAUGGUAACUGUUUGGCUGUUGGUACAACAAAUGGUACAACUGAACUUUGGGAUUGUAGCCGAUCUAAAAAACUCCGUAUCAUGGAGGGACAUUCUGCUAGGGUUGGUUCCCUGGCAUGGAAUUCCUAUGUGUUGUCUAGUGGUUGUCGCAGUGGUCAAAUUAUUCAUCAUGAUGUCCGUCAGAGGGAUCACAUUGUUACUACACUUUCUAAUCAUACACAAGAAGUUUGCGGGCUGAAAUGGUCGACUGAUGGUAAAUACUUGGCCAGUGGCGGGAAUGACAAUGUGCUAAAUAUUUGGGAAACUGUAACCGGUGGAUAUCAUUCCCAAACUACCCCCUUGCACUCUUUCACUGCCCACCAAGCUGCUGUUAAGGCACUAGCGUGGUGCCCCUGGCAACCGCAUAUGCUUGCUAGCGGUGGAGGAACGGCAGACAGACACAUCAGGUUUUGGAAUUGCAAUACUGGAGCUUGUGUCAACGCCAUUGACACAAAGUCGCAGGUUUGUGCUUUAUUGUGGUCAACAAACUACAAAGAGCUGGUCUCAGGCCAUGGCUUCGCAAACAACGAAAUCAUUAUUUGGAAAUACCCUGGUAUGACCAAGGUGGCCGAACUCACUGGCCAUACUGCGAGAGUCCUGCACGUCGCCAUGUCCCCAGAUGGCUCCACCAUACUUUCCGCAGGCGCAGACGAGACGUUGAGGCUGUGGAAGUGUUUCGUGAAGAAUCCAACCCAGAGCAAGGACGUCGAGAAAGUGAAAGCUAAGCCAAGCGCGUUCAAGCAAUGCAUUCGAUGA